GCAGGAAAAUAUGGUGAUAACGAAUUCUUCGGAAAUAAGAAAUAUGUCGGAUGAUUUUUAAAUAUUACAAUAUUAUAAGAGUCUUACGGAUUCAGUUGGAGAUGUGGUGUAGUCGUGUAACGAAGUCAAAUUUCUUCUCUCUAUAGGGUAUAUUAUUAUUAUUAUUAUUAUUAUUAUUAUUAUUAUUAUUAUUAUUUUAAACGAUUAUUUCAAAUAAUUGUAUAUAAUUGUAUGUAAGAUAAUAAUUGUUCAAAAUGUUUGUCAGUUUUAAUCAUUAUCCUUCGAUAUUCUUUUAUUUUAUAACAUUAUUAAUAAAUGUUAACAUAAGUUUUGCUUAUACGCCUCCAAGUGCAACGGUAGAACCACUUUAUCCAAAAGGGCUGCGUAUAUCUGUGCCACAUGAACAGGGUAUCACGUUGGUAGCUUAUCACGUAAAAUUCAACGAUGAUUUUUAUUCAUUAGAAGCAGGAGUAAUUAGUAUUGAUAUUAUAAAGUCUCGUAAUGGCAGAUGGGUUUACGAAGAUCAUACUACUGAACUCAAAGAAGGUGAUGUUAUUUAUUUCUGGGUACACGUUGUUUAUCAAGGAUUAGGAUAUAAUCUUUUAAAUCAAGAACACAGAGUAACCGAAUUCUUCAAUUAUGACGGAACACCGCAUGGUUCGAAAAAGGAUGGAAAUUGUGAUAAACCUUCGAUAACGAAAGUACUCGAUAAAAAUGGAAAUUUACAAAAUGUUUGUACGAAUCAAUUAAUUUUCGAAGAUAACUUUGAUAGUCUUAAUUCAUCAACAUGGAACGUAAUCGAACAAUUUUCUGGUUCUCCGGAUUUCGAGUUCGUUGUUUAUAUCAAAGAUAAUAGUAACGUUAAUAUAGACAAUCAACAAUUGGUGAUAACACCAACAUUUUUAGAUGGAAAACAUAGCGCUGAAUUUAUUAGAGAAGGAACGUUGGAAUUACCUAGGUGCACAGCCAUACCUGAUAGCUUUGAUUGCAAACGUCAAGCCGUAGGGGCUAGUAUUUUACCACCAAUAUUGUCAGGACGUUUAAAUACCAACAAUUCAUUUGCAUUUAAAUAUGGACGUAUCGAAGUAAGAGCUCAAUUACCGGCAGGUGAUUGGAUAUAUCCAAUAAUAUCCUUGGAAGUUGCAAAUGAAAAUAAUAAACGUGAAGGAUGGACACAACCAGUAAUUCGAAUUGCAUCCGCUUCCGGUAAUUCAAAUUUAAGAUCUGUACAUAAUACGGACCUGAGUGGCCAUGUACUUACCGCUGGUGGAUUGAAACCAUUUCAAACUAGUCAAACACCUUAUUCAUCGAGAUCAGAUCUUUUGCAUAGAAGUACCAAUUCACUUUGGUCCGAUGACUUUCACAUUUACGAAAUUGAAUGGAGAGACGAUCGUAUACUCGCUAAAUUUGAUAACACAAUUUUUGGUGAACAAAAAAUUGAUUAUACGUUCAACCAACCGUUUUUCUUAACCUUGGGCUUAGCCGUUGGAGGUUAUGGGGAAUUCCCAGAUAUGAGUAGAAGCGACAAUUACGAAAAACCUUGGAAAAAUAUUGGAUCCAAGGCGGUUCUUAAUUUUUACGAAGGACGUGACCAAUGGGCUAAAUCAUGGAAACAAGGCAAAACUAGUUUGAAAAUUGAUUACGUUAAAGUUUGGGCUCUGUAAUCAUCCUUCGCUUAUUUUUUUAUUAUUAUUAUUAUUAAAACGCCAUAUCUUUAACAUUAACAAACAAAACUAUGAUUUAUA
Polistes dominula (European paper wasp) is the source of this 1745-nucleotide messenger RNA. It is a transcript of the gene B-gluc1, whose product is annotated as beta-1,3-glucan recognition protein 1. Gene Ontology annotation, biological process: carbohydrate metabolic process. Gene Ontology annotation, molecular function: carbohydrate binding; hydrolase activity, hydrolyzing O-glycosyl compounds. The record is from RefSeq and is a predicted model, not a curated record. NCBI's taxonomy places the organism in Eukaryota, Metazoa, Arthropoda, Insecta, Hymenoptera, Vespidae.